Molecule: messenger RNA, 318 nt
Organism: Parastagonospora nodorum SN15
Lineage: Eukaryota; Fungi; Ascomycota; Dothideomycetes; Pleosporales; Phaeosphaeriaceae
Exons: 4
Coding region: 1-318 (105 amino acids)
Source: RefSeq, a predicted model, not a curated record
AUGACCUAUGGAUCUUUCUGCGCAAAGGCCAUACGCAAUGGAUUCCAUAUUGAGAUAUGUCGAGCUCGGGGUCAGAGUGAAUCUUCACAGGCGUCGCUUCGACUUCGUGGGGACGCGGGUCACACCGGGAAUCAGGGGAUACGGCAGGGAUACCAGCGCUAUGGUUCUCCCCCAGUCGUGACAUAUGAGGCCCAGCCGGACGUUAUCCAGCUGAUCCGCUGGGACCUCUCAGUGACGCGGAGAUGGGCACUUCCAAGUGCGGCUCGCUUGGAUGCCGAUACUGUAGAAGCAUGGACUCCCGUAGGAUCGACCGGAUGA